Messenger RNA from Callithrix jacchus (white-tufted-ear marmoset), 4739 nucleotides. The record is from RefSeq and is a predicted model, not a curated record. NCBI's taxonomy places the organism in Eukaryota, Metazoa, Chordata, Mammalia, Primates, Cebidae.
UUCCUGGGUGCCAAGUACUUGAAGUCAAUUCAUUUCACCCUCACAACAGCCUGUGAGGUGGGGCCAACACUAUCUCUGGCUGCUGAGACCGCAUUCAGGGAGGACAGACAUCUUGCUCAAGGGUCCCCAGACUGGGAUUAGAACUGAGAAAUUGCACUGCCCAUAUCUCAGCCUGCGGCUCCUGUCCUCUCUGCUGUGCUUGGCUGACCUUGUGCUGGGCUCCACGAUCCCAGGAGGAGUAGGCGCACCCAUGCCCCUGCGUGUUUCUGUGGAGCUCUAACAUGCAGAGCCCCUGUGUGUGCCAGUUGCUGUGUGUGCCACAGCUGUGGACCAGCCAGAUGCUGACCUGCCCUCCAGAGGGGGUGCUCAGUCUGGGGUAGACCUCAGACCAGGUAACACAGAUAAUUAUGUGAUUCCACAUUAUUUAAUCACAGAUAGUAGUGGAAUUAUACAUUAACUAGGUAAACCAGGGUCUGUGAAAGAGUUGAGGGAGUGGGUGAUCUGAACUUGCCACGGUGAGCUUCAGGUAGGGCUGGAUCCAGAAGCUCAGGGCUCUCCUCUUGCUGUGCUGGCCUCAGCCCUGGGGGGUUGUCUCUAGUGCAGUGUGUGAGAGGUGAGAAGGGGGCCGCAGCAUCCAUCAACAGAAAACAUGGCUGCUCCUUCCCAGCCAGCCUAACCCAGAACUGCUCCUCACUGGCCUGCCUUGAGCCACAUGUACUUCCCUGAGCCUAUCGCAUGGCCAGUUAGGUUUACAAUACAUUGAUUUAUAGUCUGGGAUGCUUGCCUGGGUAGGAGGGGAAACUCCCUGGACUGAGAAACAGUGGUGCCCAAAGAACAAUUGAGGUUCACACGUUAUACAAAAAUCGGCCCUAAAUGGGCUAUGUAACCGGAAGUGAGCUGGACACCGUGGCUCAUGCCUGUACUCCCAGCACUUUGGGAAGCCAAGCCGGGUCACCGUGACUUCAGGAGUUCAAGACCAGCCUGGGCAACGUAGUGAAACCCCAUCUCUACAAAAAUACAAAAAAAAAAAAAUUAGCCAAGCAUGGUGGUGCAUGCCUGAAGCGAAACUCCAUCUCAAAAAAAAAAAAAAAACUGAGGUGGGAGGAUCGCUUAGCCCAGGAGGCAGAAGUUGCAGUGAGCUGAGAUUGUGCCACUGCACUCCAGCCUGGGUGACAGAGUGAGAUCCUGUAGUAAAUUAAAAAACCAAACCCUGGAAUGGCUACACUACUUGGAGGAAACAUGGGAAAGUUCUAGAAAUUGGUCUGGGCAAUGAUUCUUGGAUAGAACCCCAAAAGCAAAGGCAUCAAAACCAAAAAUAGACAAAUGGCGUGGCACCCGACUAAAAAGCGUCUACACAGCAAAAGAAACAAGUAACAAAGUGAAGAGAGAGCCUAUGGGAUGGGAGAAAAUAUUUGCAGAUCAUAUACCUGAUAAGGGGCUAACAUCCAAAAUAAGGAAUUCAAGUCAAUAACAAGAAACAAAUACCCCAAUUUAAACACGGGCAAAGGGCCUGAACGCACAUUUCCCAAAAGAAGACAUUAAAAAAUGCUCAGCAUCACUAAUCAUGCAGGAAAUGCAAGCUAAAAUCUCAAUGAGACACCCCCUCACCCCUGUUAGAAAGGCUAUUACCAAAUCCAGCAGAGGUAAGUGCUCGUGAGGAUGUGGAGAGAGGGAAGCCUUAUGUGCUGUUAGUGGGAAGGUAACUGGGCGCAGCCAUUUUGGAAAAUUGUAUGGCAGUCCCUUAGAACACUAAAAAUAGAACGACCAUGUGACGCAGCAACCCCACUUGUGGGUAGUAUCCACAGGAGUUGAAGUCAGCAUGCUAAAGAGGUGUCUGCAUCCAUGUUCACUGCAGUGCCAUUCACAAUGGCUAAGACACGGCAGCAGCCCAACCGCCCAGCAUCAGACGGAUGGGUAGAUGGUCUGUCUACACUGUCCAGCCUUAACAAAGAGGGACAUUCUGCCAUUUGUGACAACACACAUUCCACCAGGGAUGAACCCAGGACGAUAUGCUAAGCGAAAUAAGCUAGGCACAGAAAGACAGUUACCAGAUGGUCUCAUGUUUAUGUGGAAUCUGAAAAAGUUGAACUAGAAGUAGAGAGAAUAGUGGUUACGAAGGGCCGGAGAGGGCAGACGUCGCUCUUAGGGUACAGAAUUCCAGUGAGGAAGAGUGAGCGAAGGUCCUGCUGCACAGCAUGGCAAACAUCCCUGAUGAUAACCUCGUGUAUCUCAGUCGCUUUAAGAGUAUAUUUUAAGUGUUAUGAUUUAUUUUUUUUGAGAUGGAGUCUCGCUCUGUCGCCCAGGCUAGAGUGCAAUGGGGCAAUCUCAGCUCACUGCAACCUCCGCCUCCUGGGUUCAAGCAAUUCUCCUGCCUCAGCCUCCCGAGUAGCUGGGAUUACAGGUGUGCACCACCACGCCCAGCUAAUUUUUUGUAUUUUUUGUAGAGACGGGGUUUCACCGUGUUAGCUAGGAUGGUCUCGAACACCUUGACCUCUAAUCCACCAGCCUCAGCCUCCCAAAGUGGUGGGAUUACAGGCGUGAGCCACCACACCUGGCCAAGUGUUGUUUUUUUUUUUUUUUUCUAGCCUGUCUGAAUCUUUCUACAAUGCAUAUUGUAGAAAUCACAUUUCUACACUAUCACAUCAGAACAUAUUGUACCCCAUAAAUAUCUACGGUUAUGUGGAUUAAAAAUUUAAAGAGUAACUGGGGAGAAGAGCGGAGCGGGAAUGCUGGAUGGUUAAAACCAGCCAAGAUCCCCUGCAGGGGUUGACCCAGAAAGCAAAGGUCAGCAGGAGUGGCCAGGUCAAAGGCUGGAGGGUGGCCCAGUAUGGGAGGGGAGCAGCCCUCACUGUGAGAUGCCAGGGGACACUCCUUGGUGAGGUGAAAAGGGGCCGUGCCUCACCAAAGGGUUCAGAUUUUAUUCCAAGCAAGGGUGGAGGCGGGAUGAUCUGGUUCAUGUUUCAGAGUGUAAGCUGGCCACCACCGCAGGGCAGGAUCACAGGGCCACCUUCCUGUGCCUCCCCUCCUCUCCUCUCCAGACCUCCCUCCCCUCCCACCUUCCCAUGUGCCCCUUCCCCUCCUCCCCACAUGCUCCCUCCUUCCCACAAAGUCCUCAUCACCCCCACAGCCCUCUGUCACCUCCAGCCCUCCAGCCUCCUCAUGUGGCGCAGGGCCACAUGAUGGUGGUAAAAAUAACUCCCUUUGACAAAGUGUGAAGGGGGCAGAGGAAGGAGGAAAGCUGGGCCUCAGUGCUAGGAAGGAGCUCUGGGUGGGUUCUGAGCUCUGGGUCACACUCGCUCACUGGGGACACGGCAAUCACUGGCUCUGCCCCCAAAAGUACACACCCAGCGCCAGCAGCAGCGACCCACACCGGGUGAAGUAGCCCCAAGAGCGGCCCCCAUGGCAGGUACUGUGGCAGAAGUUGGGCGGCCUCCCCGGGUGAGCAUGCAGGAGCACAUGGCCAUCGACGUGAGCCCUGGCCCCAUCCGGCCCAUCCGCCUCAUCUCCCACUACUUCCCCCACUUCUACCCUUUUGCGGAGCCCGUCCUGCACCCUUCGGACCCUUGUUCCACAGCGGCAUCUGCCAUUCGCUCUGCACCCCAGCCACAACCCGACCCAGAGCCAGAGGGAGACUCAGAUGACAGCACUGCCCUGGGCACCCUGGAGUUCACACUUCUUUUUGAUGCGGACAACAGUGCCCUGCACUGCACAGCUCAUCGUGCCAAGGGCCUCAAGCCAUUGGCCUCAGGCUCCAUGGACACCUAUGUCAAAGCCAAUCCGCUGCCAGGGGCCAGCAAAGCCAGCCAGCUUCGGACACGCACCGUUCGGGCCACAAAGGUAACUGUCUGGGAGGAGACACUCACCUACCACGGCUUUACCCGCCAGGAUGCUGCAGGCAAGACCCUUAGGCUAUGUGUGUGUGAGGACCCAUGGUUUCGGCGACGGCGGUGGGCACCUUCCCUCGGGGAACUGCGGGUACCCCUGAGGAAGCUGGUGCCCAACCAAGCCAGGAGCUUCGACAUCUGUCUGGAGAAGUGGAGGCUGACCAAGAGGUCCAAGAGCCUGGACACAGCCCAUGGCAUGUCCCUCUAUCAGGAGGUGGAGACAGAGGUGGCCGGGGAGGAACGUGGGCGCGUCCUGCUGUCGCUGUGCUACAGCUCUCAGCGGGGCGGCCUGCUGGUGGGGGUGCUGCGCUGCGCCCACCUAGCCCCCAUGGAUGCCAACGGUUACUCAGACCCCUGUGAGUGUGCGCCUGUGAGUGUGAACGGGGUGUGCAGGCGGGAGGUAAGGGUGAGGCUGUGGCUCCUCACCUCUCCAGGGCCACACCUAACCCACCAAUCCUCCCGAUCAGUUUCCUGCAUCCAAAUACAGGGAAGAAAUCUAAAUUCAAGACCAGUGUUCGCAGAAAGACCCUGAACCCAGAGUUCAAUGAGGAAUUCUUCUACUCAGGCCCACGGGAAGAGCUGGCCCAGAAGACGCUGCUGGUGUCUGUGUGGGACUAUGAUCUGGGCACAGCUGACGACUUCAUUGGUGAGUGGGAAUGUGAGGCGCUGGGGUGGGGGCCUGGUAGGCUCCUGGCAGUUUCUGACCCAUCCCCAUGGCAGGCGGGGUGCAGCUGGGCAGUCAUGCCAGUGGGGAGCGCCUGCAGCACUGGCUUGAGUGCCUGGGCCACAGCGACCACCGCCUAGAGCUGUGGCAUCUGCUGGACAGCAGGCCUGUCCAGCUCAGCAACUAGCCGA